AUGGACUCCAGCACGCUCAAUGUGGCUGCACCUGUCUUUCAGCCCGGUCGCUUCGCCAACGGCGCAAAACAGACGACACCACUCUCCGCCGCAUCGCAAGGAGCAGCUCUCUCCGACAAGAAUGGCUCCACAGUGAUUCAGAACCAGAAAGCUCUCGGAAGCAGUGCACCAGGCGCUGUCUCCAUGAAUGCCAACUCGCGUCCGUUCGUACCCGGAGGAGCUGCCAAUCUCAAUGCUUUUCAGCCGCAAAGGCCGCAGACGCCAAAGACGCCCUAUCAAGCUGAUCAGUCUGCUAUCUUUCCGGCAGCACGAUCGCCGCUUCCGGUUCACGGGCUAGGACAUGGCUUGCAUCCAGGCAGCGUUCAGCUGACCGGCCUACCUGCCUUCCUUGCCACGCCUCCCAUCGUGGGUCACAUGUCGCCCUCUCCCGGCUACCCCGGACCGACAUCGCCACUCUCAGCCAACGGCUCCGCUUCCGGGUCGAUCAAUCCCUUCUUCAUGCCACAAGGUCCGGUCGCAUUCGGAUUGCCGCGUUCAGCUGGGCCCAUCAAUGGUCAUAUGCACUUUCGCAAAAGCAGAGGCCUUCCGCCAGUUACACCUCUCAAGACAACCGGUCACAAUUCGACUCCAUCCAUUUCGCUGAAUCCAGCCGCAUUUGCCGCCAAUUUGGCAGCCUUAAGGGCAAAGAAGAAGGUCAUCGUCUCGCUUCCGAGAGAAAGGCCUCUGUUGGACGACGAAGCCCUACCUGCUCAGGACGAGCACGACCAAGGGAAAGCAGACACUGACGGUGCUGGCUCGCAUGAAGCAUGGAGCGAAGCCAAUGUCGCUAAGCUUCGUCGCGCUCUUACUGCCGCCUCGACGCGGCACAACUGGCCCGCAAGACAGCCAUGGUCAUCAGACCGACACGAUCUCAUUCCCUGCAUCGACUUGCCUAAGGACGCUACCGUCACUUGCGAGAUCUACCCCACACCUUGGCCCUACUCGGCUGGUCUACCAGACACCAUCGAGAUCUAUCUUCCGGGAGCCAGUGCCUGGGACGAAUACUACGAGACGGCGGUCGAAGAGCAGCACAUCGCGCCUGAAAGCGAUGAGCAUGUAGCAGGCUCGUUACUGCCUCGUCACUGGCCCUGGCUGCCUCCCAACACUGCAGUGCCGGAUGUGGGAGGCAGGGCCCGCAGCAUGUCUAUUUCCACUCCGGCUGACCCGAACAUGGUCACUUUCAAGCUCAAUCGCUAUCUCCAGUCGCAGCAGGAGUCGCAGCAAGCAGAUCCCAGCGGGCCUUUCCGAAAGGAUGCGACAGUUGCCCCGCACAACGCACACAGAUUGUUUAGCCGUAGCCAGUCAGACCUGACCAACCGACUCCGUGGGGCAUUUGAACGUCGUCGUGCCGACAGUGCCGAUCUCAAGCUCGGUUCCACCUCCAAGCGCGGUCAGACCAUGUCGCUUAGCAUGCCCAGCUCAGGUGGACCCUUUGGCCCAGAAGUCUUUUCCGCUCUUGAUUUGAUUCGCGCCAAUUCGGACGAAGGCCCAUCCAAGCCUGCGUCAGAAGCUCCUCAUCUGCCCGAGAAGCCCUCGUCCGACUCGGAAGCGAUCGUUGGAACAUCAGAGCCGUUGCUGACCAACAUAGCCGAGGACGAUGCCGAACAAGAGGCAGAAGCUGGACCUGCGAACCGACGAUUCGGUGCUUGGACCAAAACGGCCAGUGGCAACUGGAAGGCUCUUGGAAGAGGAUUCGGCUACGAGCCCGAGCCUGAAAGCGCAGGAAAAUACGCACGCAGGCACGUCAGAAAGACCUCGAGGGUCUCGGUCAGCACCUCUCGCCAAGACGGAGGAGAGCUUGACGAGCAUCUCGCUGAUAACGACGAGGCCAUUGAGAUCCGUACCAACCCUAGCGAGGAUGCCGAUGCCUCCGACUUUGAGGAGGAGCUCGCCGACUUCGGCCCCGAGCACUGGCGGGCACGCCGCAGCAGCUUCCACCUGUCGGCCUUUGGUGGUGGCGCUCGCGGUCGAUACGGCUACGAAGACGAGGCGUCCGAUCUGAGCGCUGAGGACGAACUCGUUGACUCGCUCACCCCCUCUGAUGAGCAGUUCAGCAAUCCUUCUGACGAGGAAGCCGCCCGUAAAGAGCGCAUCAUGCGACGACAAAUUCGUGCUGCAGAACGGACUUCUCGUAGAGAGGGUAAGAAUCGUCGCCGAGAUCGCGCCAACACCGACAACACGCUACCCAGCAGUAGUAUCGGUGAUGGUGACGUGCAUGAGAGAGAUCUCUACAGCUUCAAGAGCGAGACGCGCCAUUUACUCCGCCGCCAGGAAUGGCAGCGCUCCUUGCAGGACGAGAUCAUCAGCAACCCUUCCGACGAAGAUCAGUCUGAUUUGGACGACUCUCGCACGUUUGGUCAAAGCGAACGCACUCACGGUACUGUCGAUCAAGGUCCGCGUCUCAGUCAGGACUUCCGCUUCCCACGAUCACCGAAGUCAGCAGCAGUCAAUCUGCAAGGCUUCACGAAUCAUGCUCUCGCGGCAAAUCGUCCGCCCAUGUCAGGAACGCUGGGUCGUGCUUCCGGCAUCUCCUUGCUCAAUCCAGACGCCAAGGAGUUCAAACUCGGCGCGGCCACUGCGAACAAGGAUGCCUCUGUACCCAAUUCUACUUUGUCUGCGGAGCACGAAGCUACGUCCGGUCACUUCCGCCUUCCUAGCAUCAAGACGUCCAGCUUUGGGUCCAGCGCCCUCGGAGAGCGCGCUGCAAAUGCGCCUCAUCUGAACGUGAGUGCAGCUGCCUUCACUCCGAGUGCGUUCACUUUCAAGACCAGUCAGCAGAUUCAGGUGCCCGAUGUGUCUCGAUCGGAGUCGCCUAGCAUCGGCGCUCAAGAAAUGGAGCGGGUUGCUGUCGCACAACAAGAACAAGCUCAACAGCGGGAGGAACAAGGUCGCGAGAAACGCAUCCGCUACGGGCCUCUGGACUACGGUAGCGAUGACGACCGCUAUGCCAUGUACAGCACAAGCCCAUCUCGGCCUCAAGCAUCGACGGCCAGUAUCGAAGGGCCUCUUCGCGCAUUCAGCACCUUGACAAGACAAGGUCCACCGCCGUUCCUUCCUGCGGGCUAUUCGCAACAGCAACGAGCGGUGUCGCACGAGUCUGGGUUUGCAGCAAAUGCACCUUCCUUCGUGCCAUCCUGGGCAAAGGGAGCUCGUCCUUUCAGCGGUUCUGGGAGCUUCAAGCGCCCUUCUCUGCCGGAUUGGGGUCAGCUGUCUCAGCGCGACACCGCAGAAGUGGCGCUGCCCUCGAUUCGUGAUCCUUCCUUCUUUUCGAGGGAUGUUAGCAGCAAAGCCAUUCCCAUCCGACGUCCGUCCGAGGGCAAUGAGGUGAAUCCGGCGGUCAAGACUGACUCAACGCAGGACAAGAGAGCUGCAGCGGAUGCUGUGACCGCAGCGCCUGUCUCUCGACAGGGCGAGGGCUCUCCUGACAUCAGCACAGAUGCAGAUCAAACCUCGAAUAAGACGCUCAAGCCUCCGGCUACCUUCUCGUCUUCUGCAGCUUCAGUCUGGUCCGCGCAACGUGCUCGACCUAUCCACAUUCCCGUCCGGCCCGAGAGCUAUCAGUCUUCGUCUCUCUUGCUAGCUUCCGAUGCUAGCCGGAGUCCAUCUCUUCGGUGGGCGCAUCGGAGUGCGCACUCGCGCAGCAGCAUGUCGUCUAUUGGCAGGCGGCUGCGUAGGCCGGAUGGAGAUGGAGAUGACGACGAAAGCCUGAACGACUUUGUCGACGAGAUUGUGGACCGCGUCGACAAAGCACUGGAAGGCUGGGCUGGCAAGAUUCUCGAUGAAGUCACCAUCAUGGGUCAAGUGCGCCCCAAUCCCCGAAAUGGCUCUUCCGACCCUUCAUUUGAUCACGACAAAAUCGCACAGACGCUGUUGCGCCGCAUGGAGGAAGUGUUGGACAUGCAUCUGGCUUCCAGCUUUGCAGUUCACGCUCGUAGGCCCACCGACUCCUCUGACGGUACCCAGACGACCAUUCGACCUCUCCGCCAAAGAGAUUCUUCCUCCUCCCUCGCUAAGGCCACUACUGCCUCCGGUCUCGUCGAUGGAUCUGGCGAAUGGGACUUUGACUACGUGCAAGAGGUACUCGAUGCUAAGCUCGAAGGCUUCCGCAAGCAUAUCGAGACUACAAUGGCCCAUGUGCUCGAAAAGCUUGGCUCGUCUACGCCCCCUGUGUCUGCCAGCAAGCCAGAGCCUAACGGUGAAAGCAGGGUCGGAUCUGCUUCAGCCGCGAAUCUUACAGAGGUCGUCUCUACGCGUCUCAUGGUGCAGCUCGAGUCGAUCCUGGAAGAGUACCACGAAGAGGCGAAAGAGGGAUGGCUGGCGUCCGACACCAGGCUGCAGACUGCAAUGCAGACCAAGCUGGACGAGAACCUCUUCCUUCUGUCUGAGAAGGGCGCGACGGAACGUGCAAGUAUCCAGCAGAUGCUCGAAUCCGAGCUGCACGGUCUCGAACGCUCGAUUGCCCAGGCUGGGAACUCUGUGCAGGGCCAUGUCGAGUCCGCGCUGAAGAGUUGCCUGCCUGCGCUGCUCGAGGAGAAGAUGUCUGGCGACGUGGCCUUGGCGAACAGCCUCACUGACCAGGUCGGCAAGGCUCUCGGAUCAAUUCUGUCAGACGAGCGCACGUUGCUCUUGGAGGAGCUCGGCAAAAGCCGUAGCAUCUUGUUCGAAGCACUGCCUUCUUCGCAUGAAGUUGCGCAGUCCACCCUCAACCUGGUGGCUCCUCUCGUCAAGAGCUUGAAAAUCGACCCGAUCGACUCGGACUCACUGGUGAUUAGACUCGCCGAGGUGAUUGGCAAGCAAUCGAUCGAACACCUGGUCGACCUGACACCGGUGCUUGCUCUCCUCGAGCCGCUAAUUGUCAAGCACGAAGACGCGCGAACGUUCAGCAAGCGUAUACUACAGCGACAGGAAGACACGGAACGAACGCUCUCCGAGCUGCCCUCUGCGAUCAAUGCCAAGACCGAGAUCUUCCUCUCAAGCGCGGGCGAGACGAGCGCCAAGCAAGCUCUCAUCCUGGAGAAAGUCGGACAGCUGAAAACGGAUCUGCAGCAGAGACUCGAUGCCGCAUCUGGAGUCGCUUCUAACGACAUCAAAGCACUUCACAAGACUCUCGAGCAUCUGUCAGCAGACAAAGCCCUGACGCGAGACACGGCAGAAAAGACGCUCGCCGAACUCGCUGGAGUGUAUUCGGUACUCAACGCUUCGUACGAAGCGCUCUCUCGACUGGAGACGCAGCAGACGUCGAGCGAAGAGACACAAGCGCAGCUGAUGGGUCGACUCGAGAAGCAGGCGCAGGCGAGUGCGGAUCUGGCACGCGAGCUGAGGGAAGCAGAGUCUCGUGCGAUGUACGCCGAAGCACGUCGUGCCGAGCUGGAGGUCAAACUUACUGCCUCGAACAAGGACUCGGCUAUGCUGCGGGAUCAGCUGGCGCAGAUGACGAGCGAGCUGAGCUCUUUGAAGGAAGGGCAGUCGCAGGAGCGAGAGGCGUCAGCAAAGGCGCUCGCCGAAGCAGCCGUCAAGACGGAGCGUGCCGAAGCCGCCACUGUCGAGCUGCAGGACCGACUGACGCAUCACCUCGAGCAGGCAGCCACCGCCGAGCGUGAGGCAUACGACUCGGCCAAGUCGAUGCUCGAGCGCGCAUCCAAGGCAGAAGGCCAGGUGGUCGCGCUCGAAAAGCGUAUUGCAGAGCAGGACAAUCGCAUCACCAACCUGCAGCAGCUUACGGCGACGCAGAAGCAGAAGGCCGCACAGAGCCAUCAGAAGCUGGCGGAGGGGGAGAAGCGGGUCAAGGAGCUCGAGGCAAGGGUGGUGGAGCUUGAGAGAGCGGCGGACAGGGUGGAGGAGAUGGAGGCAAAGGCGGUGGAGCUGGAGGAUGUGCGAUUGAAGCUCAAGGAAAGUGAGGAGAGGGAGGCGGGGAUGAGGGAGGAGGUGAAGCGGUACGACGAGCGGUGGGAGCAGAUGGAGAGGGAUCUGGUCGAGAUGAAGAGGGAAUAUAUUGAGAGGACGGAUUACGAGGCGAAGGCGCAGAAGUUUGAGGAGAGCGAGAGGCUGGUCGAGCAGCUCAAGGCGCAACUCGCUGCUGUGUCAUCGACAUCGAACGGGUGGGACAGCGUCUCGAGGACCAGAACGGGCGCUUGGUCAUCCAUGCAUGCUCCUCGGGUGCGAGUCGAGGACGUCGGCGCACCAGCAGGGCGUGCGAACGGGCCCACUCGAUCAAUCUCGUCCGCAUCGACGACGAGCGUCGUCAAGGAGGUCGAGGUGGACGCUGGAGGCUGGUGGUCCUAG
Molecule: messenger RNA, 6321 nt
Organism: Kalmanozyma brasiliensis GHG001
Lineage: Eukaryota; Fungi; Basidiomycota; Ustilaginomycetes; Ustilaginales
Exons: 2
Coding region: 1-6321 (2106 amino acids)
Source: RefSeq, a predicted model, not a curated record